AUGAAUAAAGAAUGUUCGACUCGCCGAUCCUCCAGAACAAAGGGCAAAAAAUGGUUUCCCAGACGAUACCUAUUGAAAACGCGACGCUUGCUCUCUUCGUUGGAAAGGUCCACGGUGUCGGAUUCAUGUUCUGAGGAGAAGAGAGAAACUGAUCCCAAGAAGUUACUGGCGAAAUGUUGAAAAAGAAAAGUUAGAGCAGUGAUUCCAAGUUAAUCGAACAAAAUCAGAUGGAUCAGCGCGGAAGAACAAGAGGUGAAGCCGAUCCCUCACCUGUGCCGUGAUCGUGAGAGCAUCGGAGCCCCGAGGAACCCAUUCUGCCGGAGUAGCAGCAACGCACGCCUCAUGGUCGCCAUGGAGAGAGAGACAGACGGCAAAAGCAUACCGCGUCGUCUUGCCGGCCUGAUGGUCACUCCCGAAAAAGGCAAAAUAGUUAGGAACCGCCGCACUUCCGAUCACCUGGGUCUGUGUGGCCAGAGAACCGCCAUGGGUCAGCACCCCUGACCUUUCGAUUGCCAUUACAAAUCUAAAGUUUCAACGUCCCUCUCUCUUAUUGUACAAUACGAAAACCUGGAUAACAGGUCGUGGUACAAUGUUGGUUUAAGCGUAUUUUUUAUAAUAAUGCGGAAAAAUAUUUGACUAAAAUGUUGGUCCGUGGUAUCAGCCCAUUGGGCCCAUUUGCGUUCAAAUAGUAAUGAUAUUGGUCCGUAUUAAUGGAUAUACAAUGGUCCAAGCCCAUUAUUACGUGCGUUCGUCCCUUUCCCCCGCUCUCCAAUCCGUCUCGCAGGAAGAAUCUCCUCUCGCCUUCUUUCCGCAGAUUUCUCUUUCCUCUUCCUCGCUCUCUGGGUUUGCCGACCGUCGUACCGAGGGGUUUAUCGCUCGUUACGCUCUUUCUGCGUGCUCCGAGGAAGUUUUCUCGCAUCUGCGUGUCCAUCUCCCUGACUGGGGGAUGAGCCGAGUUCAGACUCCUGUCAUGUUUUGUCCCUCGGGGAGUUUCUGCCAAGGUGUUCGCUAUAGUUCACUUGGUCUUAGAUUUUUCAUUUUUUUGUAUGAACAAUAUCUGAAAUAAAGUGACCUUUCAUUUUUCAGUGCUAUCUUCUUUGAAUGAUUAUGUGCUAUCUUUAUUUUUCUUUGUAUUAUUGAAACCCAUCGGUCCUCGUUAUUUCUCAUCUAUUAUUUAUCCGAUGGUGGGAUCGAUAUAAAAUUUUCAAUUUCAGGCGGAAGGAUCCGUUUGCACUCAGUUUUUGUAAUUUUGUUCGAAUCUUUUAAUUUUCGUAUUCCCAAUGAUAUUCAGGUAAUCUGGAGUUUGUCUCUUAAGGCAGAUAAGUUCUCAGAUCAAUACCCAAUCGGGAGUUAGCUGAAGAUCUCGAGCUGAGACUAGCACCGGCACCCACUUUCUCAUUAAAGGGAGGGACUCUGGCUAACAAUUACGUUAGGGACCGUCCUGGUUUGAUUACAAUCGACGAAGAUAGUGACGUGGAGAUGUACUCUCCACAAGAUUCUAGAGAGGUUUGUACGCCCCACAGAGUAUCCUUUUCUGGUCAUUUUUUUGCCUUUCUUUAAGAUUUGUUCCUUUUGAAUUCCAAGUCACUUAUCGACUGAUUUUUUUUUGCAGACAAUUGGGUUCUUUCCUCGCUCAAGUUCUUGGGUACCUGUGCUUAGAGAAGAAGAUUUAGAAUUGCGCCUCGGACUAGGAGGUAAUAUAUUUCUUCAUAUAUUUCCGGUUUUCUACUCUUUGGGUGUUGCCAUCUCAUCCUUGUGGUAUGCUGCAUAAAAUAUGUAUUUCUUCUGUAUACAACUGGAAUAUUUUCAUGUCGUUCAAAGGGCCUCGCCAUUUGUCUAUUUUGAGAAUGACGUUGGUCGUGUACUGUUGUCUAUUUAUUUGUUAAGUUUAUGCUAUCUAGGCAUUUUUGGCUCUUAAAUGGUGGUCCUUCAAAGUUUUUAUUUCAAAACCUUUGCCUUUUUUAAAUCACAUCACUAAUUUACGGAUGGUCGUUUAUUAAAAUUUAUCCUGAAUGAUAUUUUUCCCUCAUCGGGCACCACGCUCUCAGAGGAAGGUUUUCAUUGGUUUAGGUAUGUAGGAUAGCUUGAAAAAGCCAUUGGUUAGCGGGGAUGAGCUCAGAACCAGAGAAUCCAUGAGUUUUUUCCUGUUAAAAAGUUCUGCAUAGGACAAUCUGUAUGUGAUAACUACUUCGUUGCUCCUUAUGAGGUUAUUUCGAAGUUUCUUGAUCCUUUUAUAUUUGCAUCAAGACUGAGAGCAACUCCAGGGUCAAAUUUAUUAUCCGGUUGAUUGAAUUGGCCCAGAUGUGGUUAAGAUGUAAUGCCUAAUUAGAGUAUGGAGAGCACGCAUCUUCUUUCAGAGCUCUGAGAAAAUUAUCUUCACAUGUAUACAGAAAAUGGUAAAAUGGAUCUUGACCGAGAGAAGGUAGUUAUUUUCAGGCACGCUUGGAAAUUCAACGGUCAUUGCACACAGUUAAGUGUUUUGUUAGAUAUAUCCGUGGACGAUUUGAUUUGUUCAUAGAGCUUCUCUGAGAUAGGAUAGUGCAGGUCAGAUCCGGCUGGAAUACAGUAUCCCAUUUCCCCCCAAGAUCUCUCUUGUUCUUGCUCCUGAGUAAAAAAAUCAAUGUGAAAUUCCAAGUUUAGCCCUUGAAACCUCAGUUACCGUGGGAAUCACAGGUUUCUUAUUGUUUACUGUGUGGCAGCACUAUUCGGCGCACUGGGAGUCCGAGUGAAGAGGAACAAGUAGCUGAAGAUGGAGUUCAAGAUCAGCAUACUAAGAAAUAUCACAAGGUAUUUUUCUAAUCUACUGAGAGUGGGUCAUCCUCGGUAAAUGCAUAGGGGAGAAUGAAGAACCUCUUUGCUCAUCCUCUCUUCUCUAGAAAUCUUGCAGAAAGCAGUUUCCCUAUGCAGACGUUUUACAUGUUGGCAUCAGAUGAGUGAUUGGGGUAAAAAAUACUGAUAUAGUUUGUAUUAAACACUUGAAGAGCUUUCAUUGUGCCCCAAAUCCGAUAUAAGUGCCUAUCUCUGGUGCAUGUGAGUAACUUGAAAAUAUGACUGAUGUCUCUCUGCAACAAUCAAUUCAAACUCACUACAGAGUGCAGAAUUCUACAUUCUAGUUACUUGGAUAAGGGAUGUCUCUGCUUACUGUAUCAAUCCUACAGCAUGCAUGCAUGCAUGCAUGCAUCAUACGUUGAUGAAUUUCUUACCCAAAAAAGGAAAUCCUGUUCCUAGGGAUAUGUCUGCAUUCUCCACUGAAUGGGCCACUCCGUGAUCGGAUGCUAGUUAUAUGGACUUGCCAGCGGACCUAAUUCUCCGCCUUUUCUGGGCUCUUAGGGCCUACUAUAUUGAUGCCCUUUGCCCAGAUUCUCCUUUUCUUUUUUUAAUAUUGGCUAACUUAAUUGCACACAGUUAAGUUGCGAUGAGUGUUGUAUUUUCCCCCACAGCGAUUUAGUGGGUGCAUUGUAGUUUCGUUCGUGCAUUUUGACUCCAAUCUCUGAUGAAUAUGACAGAGAAAAUGUGGGCAAGCGGGCCCACGCGUGACGAAAGAGGUGAAGCUGAGGUGCAACAUUUGCAUGGGAAUCAUGAGGGAGGAGACGUCAACUGUUUGCGGCCACAUCUUCUGCAAGCCGUGCAUCACUGACGCCAUACUCCUCCAAAGGAAGUGCCCCGCCUGCCGAGUGAAGCUUUCUAUCCAGAACAUUCACCGCAUCUACCUCCCUAGGUCAACUCCCUGA
Molecule: messenger RNA, 3731 nt
Organism: Spirodela intermedia
Lineage: Eukaryota; Viridiplantae; Streptophyta; Magnoliopsida; Alismatales; Araceae
Source: the annotation of a GenBank genome assembly